ACAGUCUGCGCUAGUAUGAGAAACGCGCAGUGGGGUUUUAGGCUCGUGGGAAGGAAGAGAGGGAGUUGAGAGAGAGAGAGAGAUGUGUGGAAUCGCUUUGAUUGUUUCUGGGAUUCGUUUGGAGCUCUCUGCUCUUCUUCUCCAUCUCCAUUCCACACCUCAAGCUCUCACCUCCGAGCAACUUGUUUUCAGCAUAGAUGAUCUCAAAGCUGCUUUACGGAGGAGGGGUCCUGAUAGCUUAGGAAGCAAGAAACUUUUUCUCCAUCAUCCACGGGUUUCAUGCCCCCUACAAAUCCUUUCUUUCGUUGAGGGACAAAGGGUAGUAGAAAACGAAGAGUUUGGUUCUCAGCAGAUUGGAGAAGGGACCUAUUGCUUCCCUUCGGAAAAUGGUCGAACAUCUGAGGUGCCAAAUUCUGCUGCUGAAUUGCACUUCAUUGGUGCCACUUUGCAGCUAAGGGGAACAAGUCCUAUUGUUCAGCCAUUGAUAGAUGCUUCUAGGAAUAUCCUUGUUUACAAUGGUGAAAUAUAUGGGGGAUUGCACAUUGGUAGUGAUGAGAAUGAUACUGAAGUUCUUUUGCAAACCUUGGAAAAGUGUUGCUCCUGCAAUUCCCAUUUGAAUAAUAGGAUAUGUCAUUGUGAUGAAAGAGGGAAACUUUCUGUUGUUGAUGUCCUUUCCACACUUAAAGGGCCUUGGGCCAUCAUCUAUUGGCAGGAUCGUACAAGGACUCUGUGGUUUGGCCGAGAUGCAUUUGGCAGGCGGAGUCUCCUAGUCCACUGGCCUACAGUGGAAGACCCUCGGUUUCUGUUGUCUUCUGUUUCACCCAUCUCAUCCAUUGAGCAGAGUUCUGACUUUGAAGCUGAAAAUGGAACUACAAAUCUUAGAUUCUGGGAAGAGCUUCCAUGUGGCAUAUACAGUAUAACAGUAGCCUGUCCAGUUCAUGAUGGUUUUAUGGUUGGUGAAGUAAAAAAGCAUGAAUGGACUGAUGCCAUGCUGGAAGAACUAAUAAAAUGGGAGAGAAACUGUGUUGAACCGAAGCCUGAAGAUUUGCAUGCUUCUCGCUGUAAGAUUAAGACUCUUAGAGGGCAAAAUGGCAUGCACUCGGCUUUAUCAGAUAUAUUGCCAUGUGAAGCAGCUCCCAUACAAGCUUCGGUUCCAGUGGCAGCAGAGUCUGUGUUAUUUGCUUUAAGGGAGUCUGUUAGGCGACGCUCUUCCCUGCAUACUAUCUUUCAGGCAGAUACUUGUGGUGUACAGAAGGAUCUCGUUCCAGUGGCUGUUCUUUUUUCUGGCGGAUUGGAUUCUAUGAUUCUUGCAGCACUGUUGCAUGAGUGCUUAGAUAUUAGUUAUGAGAUUGAUCUACUUAAUGUGAGCUUUGAUGGUCAGACUGCUCCUGAUAGAAUCUCUGCUAGAGCGGGAGUAAAGGAACUGAAAAGUAUCAUACCUUCAAGAAAGUGGAAACUAGUGGAGAUUAAUUCUGACUUGUCAACUUUGACCUUUGAAACAAAGCAUGUUAUGUCUCUCAUAAGUCCAGCUAACACCUACAUGGACCUCAAUAUAGGAAUAGCUUUGUGGCUAGCUGCUGGUGGUGAUGGAUGGGUAUAUGAGGGGCAUAGCAGUUCUAAUUAUUGUCAACGCAUUAAAUACAAGUCAAAGGCUAGGAUUCUCCUUGUUGGUUCUGGGGCGGAUGAGCAAUGUGCUGGCUAUGGAAGGCAUAGAACAAAAUUUAGACAGGGAAGUUGGGUUGGAUUGCAUGAGGAAAUGAAAUUGGAUAUGCAGAGAAUUUGGAAAAGAAACCUAGGGAGGGAUGAUAGAUGCAUUGCUGAUAAUGGCAGGGAGGCUAGGUUUCCUUUCUUGGAUGAAGAUGUUAUAAAACUUCUACUUGAUAUUCCACUAUGGGAAGUUGCUGACCUUAAUCAACCUAGCGGGGCAGGUGAUAAGAAGAUUCUGAGAGAGGUUGCACAAUUACUUGGUCUGUAUGAAGCUGCAACUCUUCCGAAAAGAGCUAUACAGUUUGGUUCAAGAAUUGCGAGGGAAUCAAAUCGGAAGAAUUUUGGAAGUAAUCGGGCCGCAAAUCAAGCAUCUGCAGGGAGUGUGGUUAUUAGCACCAAAUCGGGUGUGCAUUAACACUUGCUCUUGGUGAACCCAGUGCAAUAUCUUCCUUCCUUGCCUCUUUCUAGAGCUUCUAUUUUCUCGGCCACGAAUUGACAGUUUAUGUAAUUGGUUCAAGAGAUGGAUGGUGAGGACAGUAACAAUGAACCAGGAAGAAUAUUGUUGUGCGGUUGUGCAGACAUUGAUCUGGUGUGCUGGGGUUAGGGGCUUCAUUCCUAUUGCAUUUUUUGCCCAAAACAUUAACCCACUAGUCUUUAGUCUGGACUUGGUGCAUAGAAUAUUUUGGGUAAUUAAUUUGUGUCCUCAUGAAAGAUCUUCUUUGCAACCACAGCUAAAAGAGUGAUUCAAAGGAGUUAAUAUUUGAUUUUAGCCAACAGAAGAGCUUAGACAUUGUACGUUUUUGAUAACUGAUUAUUACCUUGGUGUACUUUUCUCAGUGUCUGUAACAUAUAAUUAGGACUAAUAUUUCCCAACUGCUCAUGAAACUUGCAUAUAAGAGAAUAUACACUCUGGUA
Molecule: messenger RNA, 2622 nt
Organism: Ziziphus jujuba (common jujube)
Lineage: Eukaryota; Viridiplantae; Streptophyta; Magnoliopsida; Rosales; Rhamnaceae
Exons: 14
Coding region: 83-2122 (679 amino acids)
Molecular function (GO): asparagine synthase (glutamine-hydrolyzing) activity
Source: RefSeq, a predicted model, not a curated record